CUAUCAGAGCGAAUACAAAUAGAAUGAGUGAGCAAGGUAAAAAACAACCAUCACUACUGUUCACACCAUUGACAAUACGCGGCGUAACACUCAAGAACCGCAUAGGAGUGUCACCGAUGGCCACGUGGAAAGCGGUGGACGGUAUACCCAACGACUUUCACGUGAUGCACUAUGGUUCAUUUGCCCAGGGUGGUGCCGGACUGGUCAUGGUAGAGGCUACGGCAGUUGAGCCCCGGGGCCGUAUGACACCGGCAGAAACAUGUAUCUACAAUGACGAACAGGUAGAGGGGUGGCGCCGAGUUACCGCCCUGAUCAAAUCGUUGGGUUCAGUGUCGGCCAUACAAAUCUUUCAUGUGGGUCGUAAAGGCUCGGUGCCGGCCAACUGGAAAGACUUUAACCAAUCGUAUUUGUCAGAUGAUCAGGGUGGUUGGUCUGUCAUAGCUCCCAGUGCUAUACGAUUUAAUGAUAAGCAUAGAGUGCCCAAAGAGGCCACACUUGAGGACAUAGAAGUACUGCAACAGGCGUUUGUGUCGGCGGCCGUCCGAGCGAUUAGCGCUGGCUUUGAGGUGAUUGAGUUACACUACGCUCAUGGAUAUUUAGUAAACCAAUGGUUAUCGCCGGCCUGUAAUCAACGCACCGACCGAUACGGCGGUUCACUCGAAAAUCGGAUGCGCUUCGGUUUAGAGACGGCCCGUCGGGUGCGGGAAGUGAUCCCCAAAUCAAUGCCACUGUUUGUGAGGAUUUCGGUCACGGAUUACGCGGACAACGGAUGGGAUGUCAACGACAGCGUAGAGUUCGCCAAACAGUUAAAGGCUGUGGGCGUCGAUGUCGUCGACUGCAGCUCCGGAGGUGUCGUCAGUGGUAUUAUGUACACUACACUCAACCCAUCGGAAAUACAGCACAAGGCCUCGGCUCAGAUCCAACGCGAGGCCGGUAUCGCCACUACAGCUGUCGGUAAAAUCAUUGACCCCUUGAAGGCCGAGGCGUUGCUUCAGGACAACAGCGCGACACUCAUAUUCAUAGGUCGGGCGCUACUAAACAACCCUCACUGGCCAUACACUGCCGCUGACCUCUUGGCCACCGAACACACACAAUGCCACUGUUUGAUUUCGGUCACGGAUUACGCGGACAACGGAUGGGAUGUCAACGACAGCGUAGAGUUCGCCAAACAGUUGAAGGCUGUCGGCGUCGAUGUCAUCGACUGCAGCUCUGGGGGUGUCAUCGAUGGCGUAAAUUAUGGAUUAUUAAAUUCACCGGAAGUACAGCACAAGACCUCGGCUCAGAUACAACGCGAGGCCUGUAUUCCCACCACAGCUGUCGGUAAAAUCGUUGACCCCUUGAAGGCCGAGGCGUUGCUUCAGGACAACAGCGCGACACUCAUAUUCAUAGGUCGGGCGCUACUAAACAACCCUCACUGGCCAUACACUGCCGCUGACCUCUUGGCCACCGAACACACCUUCAAAUAUCCCGAUUCCUAUGACUGGCUUUUUCAAGUGGAGACACAUCAAUCCCUACUAUUCACACCCAUCAAAAUACGGGGCCUAACCCUCAAGAACCGUAUCGGCGCAUCACCAAUGGCUACGUGGCAAGCGGUAGAUGGUAUAGCGAAUGAUUUUCACCUAGCACACUACGGCGCAUUUGCCCUGGGUGGUGCCGGACUGGUUAUGGUAGAAGCCACCGCUAUCGAGCCCAGGGGUCGCGGCGCCAAAGCCGGAAUUUCCAUCUAUAAUGAUAAACAUGUCGACGCGUUGAGUCGUAUUACCAAGCUCAUUAAGUCACAAGGAGCCGCACCAGCCAUACAACUGUUCCACUCGGGUCGUAAGGGUAGUACAGCUGAACCCUGGGCUAACAUUAGACACCAGUUAACGGAUGAUGAAGGUGGUUGGGAUCUUAUAGCUCCCAGUGCUAUACCGUUUGGCGAUGGUUUGGAUAGAGUGCCAAAAGAGGCCACACUUGAGGACAUAGAAGUACUGCAACAGGCGUUUGUGUCGGCGGCGCUCCGGGCGGUAAAGGCUGGCUUUGAGGUGAUUGAGCUUCAUUAUGCACAUGGCUUUCUGGUCAGUUCAUUUCUAUCGCCUAUUAGUAAUCAACGCACCGACCGAUACGGCGGUUCACUCGAGAAUCGGAUGCGCUUCGGCUUAGAGACGGCUCGUCGGGUGCGGGAAGUGAUCCCCAAAUCAAUGCCACUGUUUGUGAGGAUUUCGGUCACGGAUUACGCGGACAACGGAUGGGAUGUCAACGACAGCGUA
Messenger RNA from Medioppia subpectinata, 2249 nucleotides. Lineage: Eukaryota; Metazoa; Arthropoda; Arachnida; Sarcoptiformes; Oppiidae. The record is from the annotation of a GenBank genome assembly.